AGGUGCACGGACGGGCGGGCGGAGAGGAAGGCUCUGGCGGUGACGGCGGCAGCUAUGACCUCCCUUGUGAAGAGAAUAAUCAGCACUGCUAAGGCCCCAGCUGCACUGGGACCCUACAGCCAAGCAGUGCUGGUGGACAGGACCAUGUACAUUGCAGGACAGAUAGGUCUGGAACCUUCUACUGGGCAGCUUGUCUCUGGAGGGGCAAAGGAAGAAGCUAAGCAGGCUUUAAAAAACAUGGGAGAAAUCCUGAAAGCUGCAGGCUGUGACUAUGGCAAUGUUGUGAAGACCACAGUGCUGAUGGCAGACAUGAAGGACUUCAAUGAUAUCAAUGAUGUCUACAAACAGUUUUUCAAGACAAACUUCCCAGCCAGGGCAGCCUAUCAGGUUGCUGCUUUGCCCAAAGGUGCCCGAGUGGAGAUUGAAGCUAUUGCCAUCCAGGGACCCCUCCAAGAUGCUUCAGCCUGACUAUAAACAGAGACUGAGCAGCCUCCACCAGCAGGGUUGGACAUCACCCUUCUCCUCCUUUACACCCUACCCCUACAAUUGGCUAUCAGUACUUCCAAAGAGUUGCAGCCAGUGAAUUGCCCAGGGAAAGGCUGGAAUCAAAGCUCCUUCCUGGGUUCCCUCCAAGGAGAGCUUGCAGUGAGCUCUCUGCUGGCAGACCCUGGACGCUGUG
Molecule: messenger RNA, 679 nt
Organism: Dryobates pubescens (Downy woodpecker)
Lineage: Eukaryota; Metazoa; Chordata; Aves; Piciformes; Picidae
Gene: RIDA
Product: reactive intermediate imine deaminase A homolog
Exons: 6
Coding region: 55-468 (137 amino acids)
Cellular component (GO): cytosol
Molecular function (GO): deaminase activity
Source: RefSeq, a predicted model, not a curated record